Molecule: messenger RNA, 9115 nt
Organism: Porites evermanni
Lineage: Eukaryota; Metazoa; Cnidaria; Anthozoa; Scleractinia; Poritidae
Source: the annotation of a GenBank genome assembly
AUGCCUGAGCAAUCGGCUGAAAUUCAGCCGGAGACUAAAGAAACAGAGCUCGAGGAUGGCACUAUCGAUAAAGAACAAGAUGGUAAGUCGACAGAGAAAGAGCCUGAAGGAGAUGACAACAAAAAGAAAGAACCACAUGAUGCUAUGAGAAAUGAACCUUACCUUGUUGAUUUGAUCGUUGAAUCGUACCUUGGAGAGAAAGACGAGCGCGGUUUCUUUCAUGGCAUCGGAACGGCUUACUUCAAAGGAAACCAUGUUUACUCUGGCUCGUUUGUUAAUGGACUGAUGGAUGGGACAGGGCAAUAUAUUUGGUCAAAUGGUAUAAAAUAUGAGGGCGAGUUCAAAAACAACGACAUAGAAGGCAGGGGAACAUACACCUGGCCGGACGAAAGCACGUACGAGGGUGAGGUGAUGGGUGGCCUUAGGCAUGGUCAGGGCACCUAUAAUUGUGGAACAAUUCCUUCUUCCUAUACUGGAGAGUGGAAAUAUGGCAAGCGCUCGGGAGAAGGGAUUUUGCGUUAUGAUAAAGAAGGGUUGUCAUACUAUGACGGCCAUUGGAUGGAUAAUAAUAGACACGGGUUUGGAAUGAGGAGGUAUGCCUCAGGGAAUAUAUACAAAGGAGACUGGAGAGACAAUGUAAGGCAUGGUAUGGGAACCAUGCACUGGUACAAUAAGAACGAGAGAUACGAAGGACGGUGGGAAAAUGGUAUUCAACAUGGCCAUGGAGAACAUUCCUGGUAUUUGAAGCGCAUCCCGGGAUCCCAAUACCCACUGCGUAAUUACUAUGUUGGUGAGUGGGUUAAUGGCAUGCGACAUGGCCAUGGGACAUUCUACUAUGCUACUGGUGCUAAGUAUGUGGGAGAGUGGAUGAACAACAUGAAACAUGGACAUGGGAAAUAUAUAUUCAAGAACGGCUUGGUAUUUGAAGGUGUGUAUAAAAUGGAGCAAUGGAGAGGAGAAGUUAUUAUGUCACCUUGCCAUGGUAGCCAAAUUUCUGGAUCUCUAAAAACCAUAAUCCUGCAAAUAUGGCAGAUAAAAAAGAAAAAAUUACCAUAUAGGACCUUCCCGUCCACGAUUGCAAUCAGGAACAAAAUGGGAGCGAGUAAUUUUCUUUCAUCAUUCGACAAUGCAAAUGGCCAUCCCUGUUAAGAACCAGAAAUUUUGCUACAAUGGUAGCAUAACAUGAUACUUCUCCUCACUGUUAACCAUGUAAAAAUAGGUCUUUAAUGUUCUACAAUCUCCACUGCACAUCACAUAAUAUUACCUCUUUUACAGCUGCACUAAUAAAUAAAAGCCAUUCUCUGGUUUUCCUGGGCCAAGUUAAAUGUAGAAUGAAGAACAUUAGCAAAAAUUCCAUGCUUAAGGUGGAUUUUUGCUGUUGUAUAGUUUUCAAAUGUGUACUGCAGGUAAACAUAAACUUGCUUGAGUGCAUAAAUAAAAUAAUACAGAUGAUGUGUGAGAGCUCAUGGGUCAAAGUUUAAAGUUUCUCAACUUAAAAAUAUUGAGCUGCAUGUAGAAGAGGGGUAGGUGGGCUUUUGUUCAGUAGUACAGUACUCUCCCCGCUGGGACUUGAAAUGACCUGAAAUUCAUCCGAUUGCUUCAAGUCGUUUUCUCCUCUCAACAACGUCUGAAUCGACUGGCCGUUAAUGCCGUCCAGUGACGUCACCCACUACCCCAAAACCGGGUAGUGAUUUUGAUUGGUUGAUUGUCUAAACAUUCGCAUAAUUAUGUAUAAUUAUGAAAAAUUUUAGCGGGAUUGUCGCUUGAUAUUCAGCGGAUCGCAUCCCUGGCAUUCUUUCGUUUAGUUCAAACAUUUCGAUAAGCUUAAUCUUUAUCUUAAACAGCAAAAUAAUUAUUGCCCUUGUCUUCAAAACUGAAAUGCUAAAUUGAACUGCGAAUGAAGAAUCAUUGCGGAGAGUCGGUAGGUUUUUCAUUUAGAGCCGCUUUGUGGUUUCCGCGGCAGGUGAUUUUGUUUACGCGAAAGAAGUUUUCUGAGAUCAAUGUUAUCAGUCGACCUUCUUGUUAUUUUUACCGUCAAGUGUAAUGAUUCUGUUAGCCGUUUUCUUUCUUGUCUCCUUGGUUUUUUUUCUUAGUUAAAGACCAAACAGCUUCUUUUCAAUUAAAGCAAAUCAUUGUGUUUUUGAUCUAAGUGUUGCGUGUGUGUGUUUAUCUCAUUGCGUGAUUGCGACCGAGUUUGAUUAUAGAAUUUAGUACGACCGGUUCAGAGUUGUACUGCAUGCAGUUGAUAGUUUGAAGGUUAAACAUGAAUUACGAUGGAAAAAAAUGAAGCAGUUCUGUAUGAUGCAGACAUUUCCAAACAAUAUUUCUCAGUUUGCCACUUGAAAAUCGUGUUUUACUUUUUGCAUUAAUUAAAGCCAAGGUCAAGGAGUAGUGACGUCACUGGACGGCAUUAACGGCCGGUCGAUUCAGACGUUACUGAGGGAGUAAUAACGACUCAAAGUAAUCGGAUGAAAUUCAGGCUAGCUGGGACUCCCAUAUAAAAGUGACAGGGAUGUUCGUUGUUUCGCUUAUUGGGUGUAAAUUGUAGAUUUUGGUCUCACUUAGGGCGUUUGGGAUGGAAGUCACCAUAUUUGCCCAUUCAGGUAUGGUCCCCAGGAGUUCUCUCUUGUCUGAUUUAUUUCGCAAAUUGCAGGUACUUUUGAGCUGGAUCAUAUGCUGGACUUCCCUGAUAUUAAUCCAUCAGGAAUGAUGACACCAGACAUCACAAGUUCAGGGCUUCCUGUUCGACCUGGCACUCCGCUGGCACGAUCAGCAUCACCUUUUAUUGGCUCAGAAACCUCUGGAAACCCACUCAACUUGAGUAUUGACCUGCUUCUGGAUGAGAGGGAUCUUGAUUUGUAUGAACGAGAUGAGGAACUUCAGCGCGUCACCUAUGUCAUGCUGAGACAUGUCAGUAAGCUGAAGAAGAUCUACAGUUACUACUCUUGUCUUGGCCAGCAGGAGUCUGUUGACAACACAUUUGUCAUGAGUCGGCUUCAGUUUUGGCGCUUCCUAAAGGACUGCAAAGUUCAUCACCAUGGAUUCACCAUAUCAGAGUUAGACCGAACCAUUGCCCCUCAGAAAGGAAGUGAUGUCCACGAACCUCAACAUGAGGUGCUUAUGCGAGAGUUUUUGAAUGCAAUAGUCAUCAUUGCCUACCACCUGUAUCAAGAGGACCACCAAGGCAGUGAGCGUCUCCUCCCAUGGUGUGUGUCACGGCUCAUAACUGAAAACAUUCUGAAAAAUGCUUGCAAAGUUGGAGGCGCCCUGUUUGCCGAUUCCUCAAGAGCUGUUGAAGCUGUUAAGUAUAUGUCCAAAAGCUGGGAUAUUUUCUGUGAGCAUUGUGUACCUAACAUACGGUAUCCACAUGAGCCAAUCUUCAAAUCCAGGCAGUUUGUGUUUAUGCUCAAUGAUUUUCGACUUAUAAACACAGAGUUGAGCCCCAAGGAGGUACUAACGAUCCUGGCAAAGGAUAACCCAGAACUAGCACAAGAUGAUUUCUGUAAUCUGGAGCUUGAGAUGACAUUUCUGGAGUUUUUUGAAGCUGUUAUUGAUUGUGCUACAGUGUAUGUAACAGAUUCAGUUAUCAAAGGACAUCUGUCACCAAAAGGAACCCCAGCACCUUCUUCAAGAUCACAGAGUGCGGCAAGUUUUACUCCAGCUACUUCAAAGCCAGGAUUAGAAAGCCCAGAUGAAGGUACAGAAAUCUUAAUCAAAAAUAACAUGCACCAUGUUUCAAUAAAGCCUAACAAAAUGUACAGUGUGCUUAUGCCUUCCAGAUUUGCCUCCUGUGAACUGCUGCUCAUAAGUUUUCUUCACUUGAAAAAAUAGAAAAUUUAAAAUAAUCUAAAAUUUGACUUAUCAUUUUGGCAUAUACUGUGACCACAAUGUAAUCACUGAAGAGUGGCUGCACUCCCAAUUUCCGGCAGUGUGAUUUGCUACUUACAGCAAAGGUCAAAAUGUGAUAAGACUUCAAAUUUCAUUUUGUGACAUGUUGAAAAACAAACAACGCCAUGUGAAAGUACUUGCAAAACGGAUUUUUUUGUAUGGUCGCACCACAGGAUUUUGUCCACUCUGCAAUUAAAAGGGUUGCCCAUGUGGGUUGCCUAUAAACCUUUAUUGCUCAUCUGACUUAGCCUCACUGUGUCCUUUAUUGUCAAAAUAGAUCAAUACCAGGUGGUGAACUCAGCUGCUGAGACCCCUGCCGAGAGGGAGUCACCUGAAAGGGUGUCAAGGGUCAUGUCUGGAGUGUCAGAACCCAAGUCUGGUCCUGAAUCACCGACAAAAAGCAGGGAAGCUGCCCCUCCUGCACAUACCACUUCUGGUAGGUGUUUAUAAGUUAAUGCAAUGCUAAAUUAAUUUAAUGCCCUCCUUCGGAAAAAAAAAAAAACGCCACCCCUUUGAAUUAGUGUCCCACUAAAGUUUAAGAAUGUAAGAUUAAGCACCCCAUCCAAAUAAUACCCUGCCCAACCUCCCUCCAAGAAAGAAAAAUUUAUGGAAUUUUCGGUAUAGAAGUAAAGAUAAAGAUAUUUUUUUACGAGUGCUAAAACUAUAUUCAUAUUCUAAAGCACUGAAUACAUGCAGACAUAUGCAAACACAUAAUAAAUAGUUGGCAUAGAGAAAAUGAAAACAAAACAGUGAAAUCACUUGACAACAAAAUCAUACAGUGUUCAUUGAUUUAUACAUAGUGCAUUAAAAUUUAAUGAUAGGUUGGGCAGAUGCCAGUCUACAGAGCCAUUAAGUAUUUUGCAAAUGGAAUACAAUGAUUUCAAAACCAGGCCCUGGUUGUUCAAACACUGGAUAGCGCUAUCUAGUGGAUAAAUCACUAUCCAGCAGAUAAGUGUUAGCAAAACCAUUGCACCAUCCACUGGACAGAGGUUUAUCCAAUGGAUAGCACUAUCCAUCUUUUGAACAACUGGGCCCAGAACUUAGAGGAACCUAGAGGAAAAAGACAUUUAGAGCAACCACACACAGAUUUGUGUUUCUGUUUACAGAUUUCUAUAGCUUACUAUUAAUGACAGUCUGUAUUUAUUGGAAAUAUUUAGGCAAUGUUACUUUGAGGUUGAAAUUUGAAAAACAAAAUAACCGCCCGCUUCAAACAAGGUCUGCCCUUCCAAUGUUUUUGCCUCCCCACUCUUGUUUUAGAAAAUUUGAAAGGUAAGCACUCCAAGCCCUAAAACAUUACAAAAACCUCCACUAAUGGCCACCUAUGUUUAAAGGCCAUUUUUUUUCUGUCCCGGUGGACACAUUUUCUGUUCAUUGACUCUUGUUAAAACUUCUCUACAACGGCCACCUCUUAAGGUAAUUCCCUUGUUUUCCACUGCGCACCCUCUACUGCGCAUGACAUUGUGACAUCCAAGAUGGCGGCGGUUCUUCCCACUAGCGCAAAAAGAACAAACAAGGGACGUUUUUGCAGAGCUACAGCUUUUAUUCGCAAUAAUAAUGCCGCAGAUAGGGUGACAGCUUCCUGGUCUGCUAUCGAAAGACAAGAAAAUGAAAGAAAUGUGUGUGAUCUCGAACUCUGCAGUGGUUUUUCACUUCGCAGCCGUCGAGUUGUGGAAUUGUUAAAAUGUCCUGGCCGAGGCUUUGGAUUAUUGGGGCUGUGACGCCUGUGGGACAGCUCUACGGCUCUCAAACUGCAUUAAGGAGCCAGUUUCUGGCCCAGGAUCGCUACUGUAAAUACGUUUCUCAAACUCCGAGAGUGGAGAGACGGAUAUUUCUGCCUUUCUGGAACAAAGAAUACCCACCGCUAGUAGCACCAGUUUUCGUGUUGGAGACCAGUCUCCAACAUGAACUUUACUACUGAAUUCACAUUUUGCUGUGUAUAGAAACCAAACAAGCGAACAUAUGAAGAAGAGGCAUCAAUAGUCCUUUCUUCAAGUUUCUUUGUCAGACAUUAUUGUGCUCACUGAAAUUAAACAGAACGCUGGCGCUACAAAAUAGUCCAAAAUGAAGAUUCAUAACUCCAAAAUCUCAUCAAAUCUUGACUUACCUCAUUCCUUGGUAUUUAAUGUACUCUUUUCAAGUUUGAAUUUCUGUGUUGGCGAUAUCAAACACAGAAAAACAACCAAAAACGAGCUUGAUCUCGAGUGCAUACUUCUAACACGAUGGGCGUUAUUUUGUAUCUCGCCCCAGUCCCCGCCGUGCAAAUAAUUUAUCCAUCCUGACUGCGAUCUCAAAACCAUGUCCACCUUUCACAGCAGUUUGUGAGGAAACAAGCACGGUGACCCCCGAUUAUUUUCCCAGAUAUUUGCUAAGAACAGUCCAAUAAAGAACAUAUUUGAAAAAGAAAAAAAGUUUGAUAGUAGAACAUGAUUUUUUGGGGGAAAUGUUUCGUAUUUGGUGUAUUUGGGUCAAGGUGAGGAUUCAAGCUAACCACGGAACUGUCCGAAAAAGUGCAAUAUCCCCGCAACCAGGCAAUCAAAAACGAAUUAAAUGAAGCAAUACUGCUUAUUUGAAUAAAAGAAGCUUUAUAUUCAAGAUAAAAAAUGUCUGUUUCAAGUAACAAAGACUUAAUUCCGUAAGAAGGGGAUUAGAAUUUUUAACGUGCAGCCAGUAAAAAUAUCCCAGUUUAAGAGCUUGUUGACAUGUAAACAAGCACGGUGACCCCAUCUUUUUAUUGCAUUUUUUUAAUGUUCAUAUCAUGAAUGUUGAUUAUGCCAAGUUUCAAAAAAGAGUUUGAUAGUAGAACAUUUUCAAGGGAAUUACCUUAAUGGUUUCUUCUGUCCGUAAGGUGGCCAUUGUGGAGAUCGAGGUUAUUGAUUCACCUGUAGUAUCGAUCACAACGUUUCUCAAAUGUUUCUCACAGCAAAAAGUACUGAGCUUCUACCUAAUUCACAAGAGGGCAGUAAGAAAAUUCAAUCAGUGCACUCCAGUGCCAAUGUCGUACAGCAGUCUGGUGGACCUGCAGGAUUUGGAGAAGGAGAAACUGAUAAUCUUCCUGGUUUGUUUAUUAAUUUUUAUGCUCUGAAAAUUAAUGUUUUUGUCCAUCUGUGAUUUUUGAAACCUAUUUUUUGUAAUAUUUUUUCCCAUUUAGAGAGGAGAAAUGUGACAUCAUGUUACCCCGGCUGCAAAAUUUCUGUAUCUCAACAAUCUAUCUUGGUAGAGACAGCCAUUUGCAUUGUUGAAUGAUGAAAGAAAAGUAUGGGCUACCCCUUUGUUCCUGAGUGCAAUCGUGCAGUGGAUCGAAAGUCAUGCAUGUCAAUUUUUUUGUUUUUUCUGUCAUAUUUUCAGGACCAUGGUUUGUUAAGAUCCAGAAAUUUUGUUACCAUUGCAAUGUGACAUAACAACUGCUCCUAUCCAUUAUAAUUCCCCCUUUUUCUGUCCAGGAACUCUGCAAUAUUUUAUUUGACCACCCUGUUAUCAUGAGUCAUUUUUUCUUUUCUUGUCCAGACAAAGUUCAGUCAUUUCUUUAUCUUGCUGCCAACCCCAGGAAUACAACUACACUCUUGGAGGCAGCAAAGGUGGCUUUCUGUAGUCCCUAGUUUAUAGGAUCAUUCUAAUGCCUGUUGAUAUUAUGACUCUUAAGCCCGAGGAAAGCAAUUAAUCAGUGUAGCAUCCUAAUGUGAUGUUACCUCUGGCAGUUAAGGUGACCACCCUGUUCCUAUGAAUAUACCUGUAUGAAAAUGGUGCCCUUAUUACUAGGUAAAAAAUGUUAAUAUAACCAGUAUUUUAUGUUUCUUCUUCCCGUCAAUCACCCUAAUGGACCUGUCUGGAAACCUCUUAGUGGGUUCAAAAGGUCAUGACUGUAGGUUGUGAUUGGUAGAUCUGUAACCAUUUUGUUUGUUUCCUAAUGUCAUAAUUAUGAAGGAAGCAGAAAAUAUGACUGUUGGUUACUUUUUCGUACUCUGAGUUCUUAUUAGUGCAGUAAAAUAAUACAAAGGUAUAAAAUGAGGUUCCACCACAGUCUUGCAACUUGACAAAAUCCAAAUAUGUUGUCUUUAGUUGAAGUUCAGAGCCCAAGUCUUGGUGUUCCAGCAGAUCCAAGUCAAGUUGAGCAGCCUGAUCAACAUAACAUCUGGUGCCUGCAGCUGGAAAUCUUCUUUGAGAAAUUUUUUCAAGCUUCUGAUCAUUUGGAAAUGAUAAAAGUAGCACAGAAAUCCUGAAUGCAUUCAAGUCACAGUUUAUAAAAAGGCUUCUCUGGUCUCUUGAACCUUGCUUUCCAAAAUGAUGACCGGUUUACACAGUCGUCCGAGUGUGACCUGUUUCCACAUGAAGACGUUCUGUUUGACAGUUGUAGAUGAACCAAACAAGCCUUAUUUGUGAUGUGGAUGUUUGUAUAAGGUGUUCAAUGUGUAAAUAGUUAAAGAGAAAAGCUCUUUUGCAUUAUUAACUUUUAGUAGAAUUUUUGAACAAUUGUGAGCUAAAUUUAGAUAAAUUUAGCAAAACUUUUCAUUAUCAUAACAAGAUGGUCUUAAAAGUUAGUGCUAUUUUGUGAUAGCCACUGUCAACUGCAGUAAAUGUCACUGCUCUUGGUUGUCUGAAAAUUUUAAGUCGAUUUAUGUGUACUGUCAGUAUUGUUCUGCAAAUCAAUAUUUUGGUAUUCUUAAGCAUUAAUGUGUAGUUGGAUGUAUAUACUUUAUUUGGCAUCAGCUUUGUAAAUAUUGUACCUUUUCAUUAAUUUGGCUGAUUAAAUGUUCACAUAUGUUAUUUCAAGAACAAGCAGUUAAAUUUGUGGCACUUAAGUUUCUUGUUACUCUCUCCCAAGAAUGCUCUCCCGGGGUGAUACUCUCCCAUAAAAGUGACAAGGGUGCUCGUUGUACCUAUUAAGGGUUUAGAUUUGUGGAUUGGUACUGCUUAAGGAGCUAAAACCCCAAAUGACUGCUAUCACUGGUUGUGUUGGUAAGAUUUAUGAUAAUUCUUUCUAAAAGUUCUUCAGAAGAAAGUGUUCCAUAGUUAUCUUUAUUACUAUUAAUAUUUGUAGUGCAGUUAUAAAAUUUGUUGUUAUUGAAUUGGUAACUCUUAGAGGUGGAAUGAAUUUGGGACACGCCCAUAAAACAAGAUUCUGGUACUUUUAAGGGGUGUUCUCAAAAUUUUCUGAUGAGCACACCCAUCACUUUUACAGGGGAGUACCCCUCGGUGGAAUCCUCUGCAACAAACAAGCAAACAAAUAAAG